AGCAGAGCAGGAUGGCCUGGGGUGAUGCUCAGCAAGGUGGAAGCAGGGUAUCUCAGUGGGACCCAGGAUACCAGCUCCUUGCAGUUUAGCUACUUGGCUGCCUUAGAUAUAUCUUUCACUGGUCCGUGCCUCAGUUUCCCCAUGUGUGUAAUAGCAGUAAUUUGCUGCCCUUGUUAUCAAAGUACUUUGACGUUUACUGGGGAAAAUAACUGUGCAGUCAAAGGAAUGGUCAUUUCCUGGAAUACUGCUGGGUCUUUUUGAGUUUCUUCUCUUCACUGCCUUGAUAUCAUACAGGUAAAAUCCUGUGCUGCAGGAAAUUGCUGUAGACCUAUUAAAGUCAAUUGAUCCGUGCUCGUUCACAUGGGCGCAGAAACCAACUCAGUGGCUUAUCCAGUGGCUUAUCCCAAUGCAUCCUGUGUGAGAGCUGGUCCUGGCUCUCCCCAGGUGACACAGGUCAUGGCUGGAGAUGCAGUUCCUCUUCUGAUUAAACUGGGGCACCCUAUAGCCUGUGCCCAGGUCAACCUCCCAGGGAAGGGGUUUAGGACAAGGCAAGCAUAGAAAGGCAGGAGAGGAGAAAUAACUGGUGGAAAAGAUACAGGCACAAGUAUUUUAUAUCCACAGGCUGCACUCCUCAGGUAGAGCAUCAUUGGCGAAUCCUCCCGCCUAUGGGAGAGCACAAAGCCACGCUGUGACCCUUCCCUACUGCUCCCCUUGCACUAGGUGGGCAGCCCCGAUGUCGACCAAGCUCUACGUCCUCAUCAGCUGGCCCGAUGGCAGCAGGGUGAUCAACAUUGAGAACAUCAAGGAGCCCCGAAAGCCUUUCCACCUCUAUGCAGUGGGGGAGCAAGUGCUGGCCCGCUGCCCCGGCUUCAGCGGGCUCUACUGGGGCAUGGUGGAAGGCAUAAGUGAGCAUAAAGAUAUUUUGGAGAAGAAGCUGCUGGAAGACAGACAGCUCCUGGAGAAGUUGACAGAGCCUCCCGUCCAUAGCAUGAUGCCACCCCAGCCAAAGAAAUCCAGGAAAACCUUCCCAAAAUGGACCCCGGGGAAUGCACCCAGGAAAUACCACAGCGACAGGACUUACCCUGCAAAGCCCCUGCUGAGGGCGGCCGAGGCCAGCCUGCCCCAUGAUGCUGGCAGCUCCUCCAUCACCAAGGAGAGACGUGCCCUGGGCAAUGGAGCAGCAGCAAGGUCCCGCUCACUGGCAGGACCCCCCCACCCAGCCAGUGCCUUCACGCCUCCAUCCACGUUUGUCACCGUGGCCAUGCCAGGGACUUCCCAGGGUGAAGAGGACGGGGCUGGUCCAGCUACUAGAGAUUACGUUGCCCUGCCGAUGAAGAGGAAGUCAGAUGGCACCUUGUCCCAGUGCCAACAACACAUCUGCCUGAACAGCUGUGAGGAGCUCAAGCUCGAUGCUUUACAAGAGACAGAUGACUUCGAGAGAGUUCAGAAGAGGUUUGGUCCUGCUGAAGUGGAAAGGGUGGAGAAGAUAGAGCAGCUGGAGAGGAUGGUGUUGGACCUCCAACAGGAUGUCCUCUCUCUGAAGAAGAAGGUGCAGAGGCUGGAAUCCCUGUCCUUCCAGGAGGAGCCCCACCGGCAACCAUGCGAGGUGGUGGAGCUCUUCAACGGCUACACCAAGGAACAGCUCAAAGAGACCAUCCGCUUUGACCAGAAAAUCAGCACCGCCUGCAAGACGCUGCUCUACAAGCUCUUCACAUCUGACUACAUCCAGAGCCACUCCAUCACGGGCCGGAGGGGCAACACUUUCCGAGAGGCGAAGCCCAUGAUGGAUGAACGCUGCAUCAAAAUCAUCCGGGUGCUGCUGAAGCAGAAGUUUGGAGACCACCUCAGUGACACAGUGAUCACGGAGAAGAUACAGAACGUGCAGAAAGCCCUGAGGCAGAAGUUUAAGACAGAAUGUCUCUGA
Messenger RNA from Pezoporus flaviventris, 1924 nucleotides. RefSeq lists its product as uncharacterized. NCBI's taxonomy places the organism in Eukaryota, Metazoa, Chordata, Aves, Psittaciformes, Psittacidae. The coding region runs from base 734 to 1924 and encodes 396 amino acids. The transcript is spliced from 6 exons. Gene Ontology annotation, molecular function: DNA binding. The record is from RefSeq and is a predicted model, not a curated record.